Molecule: messenger RNA, 4042 nt
Organism: Mya arenaria
Lineage: Eukaryota; Metazoa; Mollusca; Bivalvia; Myida; Myidae
Product: microsomal triglyceride transfer protein large subunit-like
Exons: 19
Coding region: 235-2895 (886 amino acids)
Biological process (GO): lipoprotein metabolic process; lipid transport
Cellular component (GO): basolateral plasma membrane; Golgi apparatus; endoplasmic reticulum
Molecular function (GO): lipid binding
Source: RefSeq, a predicted model, not a curated record
GUGUUUUGGUGGGAAAUGUGUCCAAAAAUAUGUAAGAUUUGAGAUUGACAGUUGCACUUGCUAGGAGUGUAUCCAGUGAUAAAGGACACAUCAUACAAACUUUACUAUCAUUGCAAUUUUCACAAGUGGGAGUCUGAACAUUGGACUUUAACUUCAACGUCAGUUAUCAAGUGGUUAACAGUGUGGAUUGUGUUUUUACCAACACACUCGCACCAUAGUGGACUAUUGUGAAUCAUGGCAGCAGAAUAUAACUAUAUUAUUUACAUCUACUUUUUGGUUGCUAUUUUAGCAAUCCAAGGAGAAUCAGUACAUUAUGAGUUUGGCAAGACUUACAAGUACACAUACGAUACAAAAAUCCUUUUUAAUGAGGAAUCUGGGCAGAAGGAGUCCCGGGCCCAGCAGGAUGUGGGGCUGCGGAUCAGACUGGAGUUUGACUUCACCCCACUUUUUGAAGGAGAUGGUUCCCAGCUUGUUAGACUUCAGGUGUCUCAGGCUACCUUGACAAGUAUGCACCGUGGUGGUAUGGAGGGUCAGCUGCUGGACAUGGUGAAACUACCUCUCUACUUUGAAUACCAGGACGGGGAGGUCGGGCGCGUCUGGGCCAUCGAGGGUGACUCUGUUUUCUGUACCAACAUCAAGAAGGGGAUUGUCUCCCUUUUCCAGCUACAGGCAACUGCAGGGGAGAGGACUGAGUUGGAUAUAUCAGGAGAGUGCAAGAGCAUGUACAAAAUAUCUGGUCCUACCAUUGUGAAGCAGAAACUGGAGUGUGAUAACAUGGAGAUUGCCGGACUGCACUCUAAUAAAAAUGAGGUUUUUGGUAUCAGCACGCGGAGCAGUUCAACUUGGACAUAUCAACUGGAGAACAGCGUCAUCCACAGUGUGAUGGGGUCAGACCGACAUGUCGCUGCUCUCAACAUCCGCAGUACACUGAACUCCAUGGUCCUUGCUGUGCAGAAGUUAACUCUGUUGAGUACCGAGCCAAUGAAUGAUGCCGAAAAGCUCCCAGUGUCUGACUUUGAAGCGGCAGUUCAACUUAUUAAGGAUGGUUCCAACUACCCGCUGCUUGACAUGCUAUUACCAAGUGCCCCAGAGGUACAGACAUGCACCCCAAACACAUGCACAAAGCCCCAAGACCUGGUUGGCAAGGUGAAGGAAAGCCUAGUUAGUGAGAAGGUUGGAUCAGCGGAAUCUGCGUGUGCCUUCCUCAAAAUGCUCAAGGCAUUCAGGAACUCUGGCAAGGAGGCAAUCUCUGAGACACUCACAUCACAUGAUAGUUCUUACAUUGUGAGCCAGCUACUGGACGUUGGUGUUGCGACGCAAACGCCCGGGGCUCAGCGGGCUCUCAUGGAGCUUCUCAACUUCGAAGAACAGAAGAAUCUCAUAUACCCCCUCCGCUACCUCCUGGCCACCGCCUACACCACACACCCUGGGGAUUACCUCAUUAAAGAUCUUCUUGCUAUGUUGCGUAAUCGUCCCCCAAGCAGGGAGAUUAAGGAGGGUAUGGCUCUAGCGCUGGGAGCCGUCAUCUACAGCUAUUGUAGGGUACCGGAACAGUGUCAGAAUGAGGUUGUAAAAGAAUAUGAGAGCCUCAUUCUGGAGCAGUACAAAGCCUGCAGUAGCGAGGAGUGUCGUCUGUUGUACAUCCGCUCAAUGGGUAACUCAGGCCUGCCACAGUUUACAGACACAAUAUUCGAGGCGAUCAGAGACAAGUCGGGGAGCUCAAUGAUGGGAUUUACUGCUGUACAAGCAUUACGGAGGAUUCCUGGCCAAUAUAUUGGAGAAUUGGAACAACAGGUUUUAUUAAAGAUCUUCCACCAAACUGAGCGCACCUAUGAUAGUUCUGUCCGCGCGUCUGCAGCGGAACUGUUGCUUGGACAGAACACAUCAAAGUCCACCGUCAUCAACAUUCUGCUGUCAGCCAUGCAUGACCAGAAACAGCAUGAGUUAUCCACCUUUAUACUCAGGAAGAUUGUGGAUUUAGCUAGAUAUGAUAAGCAAUUAAGGGAUAUAUUGUUAAAUUUAUUAAAUGAUCCAUCCAUAAACAACUACAAUAUCUGGGCGCAGAGGGGAAAAUCUUCCGCAUUCAGCAGCUUACUCACAGAGACAGCUGAUGCCAAUGCAACGUACGGGCUUUACAUGGAGAUGGCGAGGUCUGGGGUCAUGAAGAAAAGUGCCAUGGACGUCAACAUUGUGAAUAAAGACUCUGUUCAGAGACUUCUUAGUUUUGGUAUCUAUGCAUCUGGCUUGGAGUCUCUGGUUGGCGAGACGCCAGACCCAGAGGAGGGGGAGGAAGAGGCUACCGCCGGGCUUGGGCUCAAAAUCCUUGACGUCUUGUUGCCACCUGUAGAAUUUUUCAGGGGCUCUGGGGGCCUCAUGUCCGCAGUGUGGAACGCACCUACAGAGCCUGUCUCAGCCCUUCAGGUGACGAUGCUGCUUCAGGACCACAGUGAGCGGUUCCACCUGGGUAAUGGGCUCGUUGUAGAGCUGACUGUGCUUGGGGCAGUAUCAAUCGACCUCACAGGAGCUGUUUCAAUAUCUCUCUGGAACAGGAACUCGCAAUCUCUAAUUAGAAACAGUGGUGCAAUGGUAAUUGAAGGGACAAUGAAGCUGGACUCAGAGAUGGGGCAAGCAGGCGCUGUUUUCACAGCUGAGGGAGAAUCAUAUAUCGAUUUUGAAACCGAUGUCGAUUUUUACAACACUCCAUUUAAAAUGUGCAUGCAGAUGAAACGUCCAAAAACAUCUUUCAAGCAUACUUUCAACAAGUUUGAAAAAGCGACAAAGUUUGACAGAAAAUACAAGUCCACUUUACGACGUGUAUCUCAUAUAGAUGGACUCUCUUACUUCCUUAGCCCGAAAAAUUCAGAUGAAUGCAAAGCAUUACUAGUCGACAAGUAAUCUGUGAUAUCCUUACCAAAUCAAGGUUAGCUUGCCAUUUAGAAGAGGAACCGUCUGAGUCGACCAACAUUUUGCUGACCCACUUAACAUUAUUUGUCAUACAUGUAUUUAUUUCAUUCUCUCAAAUUCAUAUUCAAAUCUGUAAUGUGUAAGAAUGAGAAAAUUGAAAAUUUGAGAACCAUUUAAAAGGUGUCAUUUAUUAUUAUUACUAUUUGUAUUCAUUGAAUAUGUAUGCUAGUCUUGUCACCAGUCUCGACAAUUUCUUAUUUUAUUGCUUUGUAUCAUUCUGCUGUAAACUGUACAUUUUUGUCAAUGAUACCCAUCCAUUUAAGUUUAAAGGCUGUCCAACCUUAAUGUUUAUUGUUCAAAAUGUAGCUAAGUUUAUUUAUAUGCUGUAGAUGUGGGUUUUUGUAAAAACAAUACUUUUCAUGAUAAAUGCUGCAAAAUGACAUUUGAAACAAUACAGAAUUUAAAUGAGUAAUAGUUACUACAUAACCCUUGUUAUCGAAAUUAUACCUGAGCUUUGUAAAAGCGCUUCUGCAUGAUAAUAUGAUUUCAAUCAUGAGGGAAGUAGGUGAAGUUGGUGCUUUGUACCAUGUGUUCAAUAACUGGCAUGUGUAUAAGUGAAUAGCAUUGUAAUUUAUCCACACAAUAGUUAUUGCACAGUUGGUUUAAACAGUACCGAUAUUUAUUUUAAAGAUGUCAGACCUUUUACAAAUAUACUAAAUUUAAAUGAUGAGGAAGUCAAAGGCUUAUAAGGAGCCUAAUUCCUAAAGGCAAUGGCUUAUAUGCAUCCUGUUUCCUAAAUCACAACAAAAAGACACACUCCAAUAUGGUACAAGUAUGAUAAUAUACCUAUGAUUUUUUUUUAAUAAUGAAGGGAAUAAUUGCACUUUUUUACAGUACACAAUAAUCAGUUGCUAUGUUAUGCAUGAAUUUUGUCACUUUGCUCAAUGGAUACUUGGAAGUUGUAUAAUUGUUUCCCCACUGUAUGUCUACAUAUCGUUGUAUGUCUGAAAAAAAGGACACGUUUUUUAAAACAUCAGUAUUUCAGUAUAGUGCAAUUCUGUUUGUGCCAAACACUAAACACUACGUAUACAGUACAAAAAAUUAUGCAAGAAAAAAGCAAUAAAACUUAUGAACACAU